AUGGCCACUGUAAUACCAAGCGUUAAGCUCGCAGUCUUGAUCGACGCAGACAACACAAGUCGCUAUGCAGUGAGCUUCGUGUUAGCUGAAAUUGCCAAGUUCGGCACUGCCUUCGUUAAACGGGCCUAUGGCGACUGGACCAGUGCUUACUUGAGCAAAUGGAAACCAACUCUUCUUGAGAACUCAAUCCAGCCAAUGCAACAAUUCGCCUAUACUACCGGAAAGAACUCGACUGAUUCGGCUAUGAUUAUUGAUGCAAUGGAUCUUCUGUACUCAAACAAGUUCGAUGGGUUCUGCAUUGUCUCGAGUGAUAGUGACUUUACUCGACUUGCUUCAAGAAUUCGAGAAUCUGGUCUUGUUGUUUAUGGUUGUGGAGAAAGAAAGACUCCCAAACCGUUUGUCACAGCCUGCGAUCGAUUCAUUUACAUCGAGAAUCUGUUGCCGAAAACGGAGACAGCGCAGUUAGCUCGCCCUGAGGGGACAGUAGUUACAGUUGAUCUAUUUCCUCCCCAAUCAGCCCAAACACCACCAUCGAAGCGCAAGAGACUGAACAGCGAAGUCGAAAAGCCAGAUGCCCAGGAUUCAACUGUAUCUGAAAUCCAAGAGGUUGAUAAGAAGCUCAAGGACUCACUGUGGCAGGCGGUGGAAGUAUCAUCGGAUGAAGAAGGUUGGGCGCAUCUUGCCAAGGUUGGACAUCUGAUUACUCAGUGGCAUCCGGACUUUGAUCCUCGUACAUAUGGAUUCAAGAAGCUGAGGGAACUGGUGGCAUCUACUUCACUUUUCGAGAUUCGACAGCGAAGCCCCGGACCAGGGAAGCCAGAGUUGGCCUAUGCACGAUGUAUUCUUAGUUGA
Fusarium coffeatum is the source of this 852-nucleotide messenger RNA. RefSeq lists its product as uncharacterized. Lineage: Eukaryota; Fungi; Ascomycota; Sordariomycetes; Hypocreales; Nectriaceae. The record is from RefSeq and is a predicted model, not a curated record. Gene Ontology annotation, molecular function: RNA nuclease activity. The coding region runs from base 1 to 852 and encodes 283 amino acids. The transcript has a single exon.